Messenger RNA from Panicum virgatum (switchgrass), 2406 nucleotides. RefSeq lists its product as uncharacterized. NCBI's taxonomy places the organism in Eukaryota, Viridiplantae, Streptophyta, Magnoliopsida, Poales, Poaceae. The transcript is spliced from 8 exons. The coding region runs from base 39 to 950 and encodes 303 amino acids. The record is from RefSeq and is a predicted model, not a curated record.
GGAUCCAUGGCAGCAAUGGCGGGUGCCCGCGCGGCGCCAUGGCGGUGGCAGCGGCCGGAUCCGAGCCAUGGCUGCUGCGCGCGGGGCUAGCGGCGGCCGUUCUCCUCCUCUGCCCCCUCACCUGCCGCACGCCAUGGCGGGUCUCCUCGAGGUCCACCGCGCGACUUCGGCCGGGCCGGACCUCCUCGACCUCAGCCGCGCGAGGCUGUCUUUCUUCCCGGCGCACCCCCUCGUCCCUCUCCCUCCUCCAGAUGCCGCCGCGCGCCAUGGCGGACCGCGACGGCCUCCGCAGCGUGCCAUGGCGGGCCGCCUCGAGCUCCGCCGGCCGGAUCCGCACGCGGUCACCAUGGCAGAGCUCGUGGCGGCGUCCAGCGGCGGUGGUACCCCGCACCUGCAGUACCCACUACCUGCAGUACCCCGCACCCCAGAACGCCGGCCAGCCGGGCGGCCAGUGCCGCCGGCAUCCAUGGCCAGGAGCGCUUCGAGCUCUCCUAUUUAGGCAGGGGCGGCUCCAAAUGGUGGAUCGGGUCUCGCGUUUCGUCGUCCGCCGCGCGUCUCGACGUCUCUCCGUCUCGGACUGUCUCUCGGAGUCUCUCCGAAUCCAAAUCGCUCCGCGUCUCUGCUCCCUCGGUCAGUCCGUGCAGGUUUUGGGGCAGCGGCAUGGCGCCGCGGUGGCCGGCGAGCGGCGGCCGCAGGUACUGCCGAUUCGUCCGCGCUUGGAAAUUUGGGAGCUGCCACCAGUACCGAUCUCCUCUGCCCUCCCAUACAGCCCCCACCCCUGCAUUUCGUUGGAAGCAGCAACUUGCAUGCAGUUGCUGAGGAAUCGAUCCUGCUGUAUCAAACCCCCAGCGAGAUCUGAACCUUUCCUCCUCCCUACUAAGGUUGCAAUCCCUGUGGCUAAGAAUGAAUCUACAGAACUGACUUCUCCAAGCAGCAGGCGAUUAGCCUAAUCUGUUUCCCUGUGGAUAAUAAGUUGGGUGAACAUUGCAAUAUGAAAGAGAAACAUUGCAACAUGGGGAAGAUUUUAUCUCGGAGAUGUAGGCGAUGGUGCUGCUUCUGAAGCUCAUCGUCAACAUGGUCAUGGGAAGGUGACGCAAAAUCAUUCACAUUCUUCAGCUUUGCAAUAAAAUGAUUUAGCGCAUAUCAUGCUAAUUACACAUUUGAUUAUAACUAUCAACUCUGAUUUUGACUUGCUUACCUACAUCUCCUUUCUUAGUCCUUUUUCAUGCCCAGGGAGAUAUUAAUUAUGGUCCUAAAUUAAAAUUAGAAAGUCCCUUCUUCAGCUAAAGCUUAUUGUGGUUUGUAUUUCCCUUUUCCUCAUUGUUAUUUAAAUUCUGAAUACCCUACUAGGUUAAAGCUUUUUUCUGAGCCUCAGACUUCAGAAUUACAAAGCUAUUUUCCAUGGCAAUACUGCUUGUGGGUUCAUAGUCUUCAGUCUUGACCUCCCUAGCAACAUCAAAUUUCCCCUUAAACUACUGAUACACAUUAUUGUAACAACUACUUAAACUGAUUCUGUUUCCCCCUUUUUAGAGCAUGAAUACCUUUAUCAGAUAGAAGAUCCUGCGGCGUGAUUUUAUUUCAACCCGAAUUUCCCGCGGCAUGCAGAUAGAAGAUCUCUGCCUAACUGCAUAUGGGGAUUUGAUUUUUGUUUCAGUAUCAGAUCGCUUCUAUAAUGCUGGAUGGGUGCCAGUAUUAUGCUGGGUUGAGUUUGUGCCCCCAUCCCCCUUCCAGUGGAAAUUUUGCUGCUGCUGUAUUUAACAUCCUAAGGUUAUUUUGACUUUUUUCUUAUAUGUUGCUCAUGUAGGUCAAGUACCUCGGAGAAGAAGGUGAAAGCACCCCUGCAGCUGGUGUUACAUUUAUUUGCUCACCCUGGGAGCUGCUGAGAAUGCUGCAGUGAUUGUGAACCCAAAGGGAGAGAUGAAAGAAGCAAAGCAUAGGAAAAGAAUGCCAUUCUACUGUAUUUGGGGGUGACUUCACGGUGACCUGCUCAUCCUUCACGUACAACUCUGAAACUGUACCUGUCUGCCUCCGAUUUUGUCCGCCCCGUCUUCUUUUCCCAUCAAGGCUGCUGGAUUGGCGACUGCUGCAGGGGUUGGAAUGGGUGCUGUUGGUGCAGUGGGGGUCCCUCGCCGCCUGCCUCGUUUGCGUCGUGCGCGUCGCAGAUUCUUACUUCGGCUUCUCCCUUUCACAUUUGCCCCCGUGAACGGCUGGUUGAAGCGUUUGUGCGCCAAGAAGUCAUUUCGCAUGUAUUAUUAUCAUGGCCUUCUAUGUUGCUUUAAAAUUAUUUUCUUAUGGACUGUGGUGGUCUCAUUUGCUGCUCAUCAGUCUUCCAGUAAGCAUGUAUCCUAUGGCGAGGAAAAAAAUAUGUACAUAUAUAAUGAACUGAAAAAUAUACUUGCAUCCUCC